Messenger RNA from Hypoxylon trugodes, 1059 nucleotides. Its product is annotated as glutathione S-transferase. The transcript is spliced from 5 exons. The record is from RefSeq and is a predicted model, not a curated record. NCBI's taxonomy places the organism in Eukaryota, Fungi, Ascomycota, Sordariomycetes, Xylariales, Hypoxylaceae. The coding region runs from base 267 to 1025 and encodes 252 amino acids.
UUUCCGUUCGGUGCCUGGAUAUCGCUGGCUCCAUCUCCAAUUAGGUAUAUUAGGUCGUUGGCAACCAAAUCGGUAGAAGGAACGUCUCCAGGUCUGACGCUCGAUGUGUUUCCUAGCAUCUUGUCCACUGUAUCCCUUGCAUACCUAGGUACAUAGGUAUAUUCCUACUGGAAUUAGUCCCUCUGGCGCAUUCCCUUUGGAACACUCGAAACAUCGUCAUAAACCUAUACUUUAUAAUUAAAUCGAACAUUCACAUUACCUUUACUAUGGCGAGGCCUAUUCGAGUCUGGGUGUGUCCUCCUGGCUCUAACUCUUGGAAAGUCAUUUUUGUUUUAGAGGAAUUGGGGCUUCCGUACGAGCUCGUGUCGCUCAGGUUCGAAAACAUCAAGAAGCCGCCAUUCACAGGUAUUAACCCGAAUGGUCGUGUGCCCGCCAUCGAGGAUCCGAACACAGAUAUCACGUUGUGGGAGACGGGGGCUAUUAUCCAGUACCUGAUUGCGCAGUACGACACUGAGCACAAGUUGAGCUACGCCACUCUCAAGGAACAAAACCUCUGUAACCAGUGGCUCAUGUUCCAGGUCAGCGGCCAAGGCCCUUACUACGGACAGUGUACAUGGUUCACCCACCUACACAAGGAAAAGCUCCCAUCAGCUAUUGAGCGAUACGUCAACGAAGCCCGAAGAGUCCUCGGAGUUUUAGAAGGCGUACUCGCUGCUAAGUCCGAACCUCGAUGGCUCGUCGGCGAUCGCAUGACAUUUGCCGAUAUGGCUUUCGUCCCCUGGAACAAUCGUUUGGAACUACUCCUCAGUGUCCCUAUAGAAGAGAAGUGGGAUGGAUUCCCGCAUGUUCGAGCUUGGCAUGAAAGUAUGACAAGUAGGCCGUCGUGGAUCAGAUCUAUGGAUGUCCGCACAAGGCUGAUGGAUGAGCAAGGUUUGGAUUGGAAUGGUAUGCCUAAGGGAACCAAAAACUUUCAUGAAUACCAGGAAAGCAUCAAGGCUGAGGAUCAGGGCGAGGGAACGGCGUAGAAAAGCUAAAUUCUUGCGUGUACCACAUAGUGUU